UCGGCUUGGAUACAGGACAUGGAUGAUGGACAUGGAUUCUUCCACAGCCGGCAAACGACCCAGCGCCACUCAAAGCCCACUAAAAAGUGCUACCAAAAAGAAAACCAACCCUUUAUCAGAGACAAGUCGCCAGUCGAAAAGAAAUUACGAGCAAAAACGGGCAGGCAGACGAGUAAACAUUGGACGCGCGUUUAAGUCAUGGAGGCAGCUUCAAGUUGAAUUGGGACUGAAAACAGAUGCUGACAUGGCUCAUUUCCUACUGACCAGUUUGGAUAAACAUUCUCCUAUGAUGACGUCAUCAAUAACUGAAGACAAGGGAGUUCCCUCGAUGGAGGUUGUUCUUGGCAUUGAUGAAGAUAAUUUAAGUCAAAUUACAGACUCUAAUUCUGACGAGUCAGAUGACAUUCCAGAGGAUGAGGAAGCUUCAGAGGAUGAAGAAGCAUCAGAGGAGAACAGUUACCAUGAUGACAGUAGUGACGAAGACUACGAGCCGCCUUUUUAUAUUCAAUUUGAUGGUACCUAUAAAACCAAUAAAUGCCUGAAUUCAGUUCAGUCCACCAGCAAAGAGAACACUACACAUGAUGCUGCAGAGGCGGCGGAGCAGCCAGCAGAGGCAGACAAAAUUCAAAACCUGACUGAGAGCGGCAGCACUGGAAACAGUUCUCCCACUCUGACUGGGAACCGGAAAAAUGAUGUUGGUGUAAACUUUCACCAGGACGAGGAGAAGUGUGAAAAGACCUGUUUAGCAAAGGAACCGCCCGGCUCUUCAGAGUCUGACACUAAACCUGCAUCUUCUGAGCUUGGACUCAUCCCACCUCUCCCAGACAAGCGGGCAUCAAACAAAAUGGACAAAAAAAAGUCAGGGGCAGAAUUAAUACACCGUCAGGAAUGUAAACCUGAAGUACAGCUUCAGGGUCGCAUCUCAGCACCUACGGUGCGACCAAAGAAGAGAUACAUCUGUCUAACCUGUGGAAAAGAGUUCCCUCGCAACCCUGCCCUGAAACGUCAUCUAGUCAUUCAUUCUGGAGAAAGACCUUUCAAAUGUUUUAUAUGUGGAAGAGGAUUCACCCAGGGUGGAAAUCUCAAAACACACAUGAAAACGCAUAAAGGAGAGCUGCACAAGUGGACGUUAGUGGAAGAGAAGAAAAAGGUUGAAGAACCCCCUGUAACAGCACAUAUUUGUGGAGAGUGUGGGAUGGACUUCCCCGAGAAACAGCAACUAGACGAGCACCGAGAGACUCACAAGAAGCCGUUUGAAUGUCUUGUCUGUGGUAAGACGUUCAAGUGGGGAGUUUCUCUUGAAAUUCAUCAGCGGCUUCAUUCAGAAGAUACACCCUACCGUUGUUCGGUGUGUGGAAAGAUUUGCGGCACUGCACAGACUCUCCAAAAACACGAGGCAAUCCACACGGGGAAAAAGAACUUUCACUGUGAUCAGUGUGGGAAAUCCUUUUUACACGAGAAUUACCUGAAAAUUCACCUCAAGACCCACACAGGAGAGCGUCCGCACUUGUGCUCAAUUUGUGGUAAAAGUUACUCCAGAGCAGGAAUUCUCAGAGAACACUUGCGAGUUCAUACCGGGGAGAAACCGUAUACGUGUGGGAAAUGUGGUAAAGGUUUCCGUUACGCUCAGACUUUUCAAAAACAUUGGCUAACUCACGACAAGAAGCCCAAGCCACCAUCAAGACCUCUGGGGAGACCAAAACAGCAGGUGCCAGAGGGAAACGACCAGUAAUUUUGUCUAGAAAACCUGCAGCAGUCUGAGAAAAUGUAAAAUACAUUUAGGAAAUUUCAUCUGUUAUUUGAAUUGUGUUUUAAAUGACUGAAGACCUUGGGCAAAGCAGUAUGGCAAUAAAUAACAUUUGGUAUAUUGUG
This is a messenger RNA of Cololabis saira (Pacific saury), 1872 nucleotides long. Its product is annotated as zinc finger protein with KRAB and SCAN domains 7-like. Gene Ontology annotation, biological process: regulation of transcription by RNA polymerase II. The transcript has 9 exons. The coding region runs from base 23 to 1732 and encodes 569 amino acids. Lineage: Eukaryota; Metazoa; Chordata; Actinopteri; Beloniformes; Belonidae. Gene Ontology annotation, molecular function: RNA polymerase II cis-regulatory region sequence-specific DNA binding; DNA-binding transcription factor activity, RNA polymerase II-specific. The record is from RefSeq and is a predicted model, not a curated record.